AUUACUCUGUUUUUCUUUUACAGUUUUGAAGAAUUCAAAGCGAUCUGUUUUUUAUUUUCCGGCAGAAAAAGGUGAGGAAGAUGGAUUCAGGGGACGGCUCUGUUUCAAAGAGGAGAACUAGACAACAAUCUUUAAAACAUAUGGUGGAGAUUGUUGAAAAGAGGAAGGAGUUGAGUCAAAGUGGGGAUUCUACAAAUGGAAGGAAAAGAAAAAAGAUGGAGACUUCUGGAGUGGAAAACAAUGGGAGGAGGAAGUUCAGCCGAGGAGCUUCUGAGUACUUAACAAAGCAGAGUUUCGUUGAGGAAGUAUCUGAUGAUGAUGAUUCAUCAUCGGAGGAAACUGUUUCUGAUCCUGAUGUUGAUGUUGAUAUUGUUGAGGAGGAGGGGGGAAGUGAUGCUGAUGUUGUUAUCAUUGCGGAGGAGGAAGAGGAGGAGUUGGAGGAGACAGAUCCUGAUGCAACCUCAUACUAUAAGUCGGAAAUCGAAUCUUCAACUGAUGCUCUUCGAAAGAAUCCGAAGAAGAUUCUUGAAGAGUCCAAAUUUCUUAAAUUCAUUGUUGAUUCAAUAAAAAAUGUCGAUGAUUGCAAAGAAGUCCCUCCUCCAGAAGAGAAGGAACAUGUUUCUGUCAAAGAAACACUUCCUUUAGUAUUCCGAUUUAAAGACGAGGAACCUCUUCCCCCUGAGAAAGAAGAAUGGGAAAAGGAAAUAGAAGAUCUUUUCUCUGAGAUGAACAUGUGCAUCUUGGAAUCAAAUAUUGGAUUUACGAAUCCAUCAGUUUCGGUGAUGCAGAGUGGAGAAUUAAGUGAAUGUCAAAUGGGGAACCACAAGCUUAAGCUAGACGAACAAAUAGGACUCCUCUGUUCAGUUUGUUCAUAUGUCCAUUUGGAGAUGAAAUACAUCUUCCCUGAUUUUGCUCGGAGAACACAAGGGAGGUACGAAAGAAAAUGCUUUGGAGAAUCCUCAUCAAUCUUGGAUGUUGACGGCUUCAAAGUUCCUGAUUCUUCAGCAGCCGAGGAGUCUCCCGUUUUUGGAGAAGGAACCGUGUGGGAUUUGGUUCCCAAAGGUUCCAAAGAUACUAUGUAUCCUCAUCAACGAGGAGGGUUCGAGUUCAUGUGGAACAACAUCGCUGGAGAUACGAAGAUUGAAAGGUUUAGAGAGCCCCUAUUGGAGAGUAAGGGAGGGUGCAUUAUCUCACACCCACCUGGAACCGGAAAAACACGACUGGCCAUAGUGUUUCUUCAGUCGUAUCUGAAGCUGUUCCCAAAGUGUCGGCCUGUAGUCAUAGCUCCGUCAAAUUUACUUCUUAACUGGGAAGCGGAGUUCCAAAAAUGGGCGAUGGAUAUUCCCUUCCACAAUUUGAACAGCAAGAACUUUUCUUUAAAGGAAGACGAAGGUACUGUUGGUGUCUUUCACUGUUUAUCCGGUGCUGCGAAAAAAAAUCCACAUCUUAUACGGAUGGUGAAGCUGAAAUCCUGGGCGAAAAGUAAGAGUGUUUUGGGAAUUAGUUACGAUUUGUUCAAGAUUCUCACAGGAGAAGAUGGAGAAAGUUAUAACAAAGAGCUUAGGGAAAUACUCCUAAAGUUUCCUAGUCUGCUGGUCCUUGAAGAGGGGCACACUGCUCGGAAUGAGCACAGCCUUGUGUGGAAAGCACUGAAGAAGGUUGAAACAGAGAAGCGCAUACUUCUUUCUGGAACUCCGUUCCAGAAUAACAUCAAAGAACUGUACAACACUCUCUGUGUAGUUAGUCCAAAGUUUGCUGCUGAUUUGGAGCAGAAAUGGGCUUCUCUUAGCAGUUCCAUUGACAAGAAUGCCCGAGCGUUGGAAGAGCUUAGGGAUAUUCUUUCACCCCUUGUCCAUAAAUGUAGCGAAAAUGUAAAGAAGGUAGGCCUUCCAGGUAUACGGGAUACAGUAAUACAUUUGAAACCCACAGAGUUGCAGAAGGAGUUACUUAAAAGAGUUCCAGAGAAUCCGGGAUCCUUUUAUGAACAAAAUCUGAUGUCUCUGAUCUCUGUUCAUCCUUCAUUAGUGGCAAAUAGGAAGGAGUUCUCUGAGUUAGAAAGUCAGCUCAAGGAAAGAAGAUGUCGGUUGGAUCCUGAUAUUGGAGUAAAAAUGAAAUUUGUUAUUGAACUGAUCAGACUAUGUGGUGGAUUGAAAGAGAGGGUUAUCAUAUUUAGCCAGUUACUUGAUCCUCUAAACCUGAUCAAGGAGCAGCUCAAUUCUCUCUUUAGCUGGACUUUAGGUCGAGAGAUUCUCUAUAUGGAUGGGAAACUUGAUGUAAACCAGCGGCAGAUAUCAAUAAAUUCUCUUAAUGACCCUAAGAGUGAUGUCAAAGUGCUUCUUGCAUCGACAAAAGCCUGCUCAGAAGGGAUAAGUCUAAUAGGGGCCUCAAGAGUGGUUUUGCUUGACGUUCUCUGGAAUCCCUCGGUAGAACAGCAAGCAAUCAGUCGAGCAUACAGGACUGGUCAGAAAAAAUUUGUUCAUGUUUACUGUCCAGUGACAUCGAAAUGGGAGGUUGACAAGAUCGAACAACAAACAAGAAAGAGAUAUCAUUCAGAUGUAAUACUGUCCAGGAAUGAAGAGAACACUUCAUGUUCUGUGUCAGAGGAUAUCAUACUAGAAUGCAUGGUUAAGCAUGACGGCCUCCGUCAUAUUUUUGAAAAGCUAUCUCAUGCACCUCGUGUGGUGCCUUCGACAUGCUUUAAUUUUGGUAGCCAACCUUCAAAAGGGAGCAGUUAGGUAGUCCGACUUGUUUUAGUGUAUUUUGUUAACUUUGUAAAAUGGCUCAAAUGUUUUAUCUCUUUCUUGUAAGGCUAGGAUGCUGUUUCUGUGAGACAUUUUCUUGUAAGCACGAUAAGGCUUGAAGGACUGAAAAACAUAAUUGUACGCCAAUUGCGGCGCCAAGAAAAAAACUAGUUGAUCAAAGUGGUAAGGUUUUGCAAUCUUCUACUUGUUGUACUGAACAAAGUCUCCAUUGAUUACUUAUUGAACCAUCUGAUUUUAUGUCACCUUCACAUAUAAUGGAGGCACGCUUCAAAAACAUGCAUCAUAUAUAUAAGCAACUUCAAUACUCUUUGAAAGUUAAUAGCUUAAAUUUAUAAUAGAAAAACAAGUCAAUAAGAGU
Messenger RNA from Solanum lycopersicum (tomato), 3120 nucleotides. RefSeq names its product SNF2 domain-containing protein CLASSY 3-like. Lineage: Eukaryota; Viridiplantae; Streptophyta; Magnoliopsida; Solanales; Solanaceae. The record is from RefSeq and is a predicted model, not a curated record. Gene Ontology annotation, molecular function: ATP-dependent chromatin remodeler activity; ATP binding. Gene Ontology annotation, biological process: gene silencing by siRNA-directed DNA methylation.